AUGGCGACGAAACCGUCGCCGAAUAAUGACAGCGACACGACAAAGACUCCGGUAGGUGUCUCCUCAGGUAGCAGACUGGGGGUAACCGGCGCUAAACCGCCGGCAACAGAGCUCACAAGUUGUGCUGACGGGAGAUCGGCCACUUUAUAUAAGAAGGCAGUCUCUCAGGUGGGGAAGGUCUGGAAGGGAGCCAGACUGGAGGCCGUGGCCAAAGAGGAUCUUCCUCUUCGUCCUAGGGCUCGCGUUUGGCUGCCGGCCGAACCUUCCACUCCGAGUGAGAUUGAGGAAAUCCUCAGAUAUUGUAAUCCCUCACUUCCAACGCAGGACUGGAGAGUCUUAAGGCUGGAGAGGACUGAUGAACCGUAUCGGCAAGCGCUGAUAAUGCUAAACACGGAAUCCAUCGGUCCUCUCAGCAAAACAAAGGGAGCCAUAAGUUAUGGUUUUGAGAUGGUAGUGCUGAAAGUACUUCCAUCGGAUGCCAGAGCUGAUGGCCCCCAAGCUCCGGUGGCUGCGGGGGACCUGACAAAGGGUACGGACGGUCAAACGACUGUGGAAAUCGAUGCGACAGAGGGCGCCGACGGUCAGACGACCGUGGAAGUCGAUCCGAAUCUCUCGGAUGUGGCGAGUGUUGGGGGCGGUUCAUCGAUUGGCGACUCCGUCUUCAGCCUCGAACAAAUGUUUGAGGAAGUUCGGGUCGAUCACGAUUUGGGCGCUGAAAUAGCGCUCCUGGAGGAAAGUCUGAAGGAUGAAUUCCUCCAGAUUAACCUCCAGCAUGCGAAGGCGGCUUCCGCCAAUCUAUUGCUCCGUCUGGAACAAGACGGAGCUGAUGUCGUCCUGAUCCAGGAACCGUGGCUGACUGGCAACGGGAUCUCUGGAUUGAGGACAAAGAGCCAUAGGCUCCUGGCGGCCAAGGAUGCAGGUAGGAACAGAGCCUGUAUGCUGGUUAGGAAUGAACUAACGGUAUUUCUUUUACCUAAUUUCAGCAGCGCUGACAUAGUGACAGCGAAAUUGGAGUGUGACACCGGAGAUUUCUGGCUUAUCUCCGCAUAUAUGCCACACGAUGAUGUGGUGGAGCCGCCUCCCUUACUGCUGAGGAGGACCUUAGCCGAAGUGUCUAAGGCUAGCACUGGCGUCAUCAUCGGUUCCGACGCUAACUCGCGGCAUCAGAUCUGGGGAAGCUCGGAUACUAACAAUAGAGAGCACACAGUACGUAAAAACCAGCCUCCAGCUAAGCAAUUAAGCAUGAAUGUGAAAUAA
Molecule: messenger RNA, 1257 nt
Organism: Bactrocera dorsalis (oriental fruit fly)
Lineage: Eukaryota; Metazoa; Arthropoda; Insecta; Diptera; Tephritidae
Exons: 3
Coding region: 1-1257 (418 amino acids)
Source: RefSeq, a predicted model, not a curated record